This is a messenger RNA of Brachypodium distachyon (stiff brome), 4995 nucleotides long. Its product is annotated as ABC transporter C family member 3. Bases 190 to 4590 code for a protein of 1466 amino acids. The transcript has 10 exons. Gene Ontology annotation, biological process: transmembrane transport. Gene Ontology annotation, molecular function: ATP hydrolysis activity; ABC-type transporter activity; ATP binding. The record is from RefSeq and is a predicted model, not a curated record. Gene Ontology annotation, cellular component: plant-type vacuole; vacuolar membrane. Lineage: Eukaryota; Viridiplantae; Streptophyta; Magnoliopsida; Poales; Poaceae.
UGCGGGUCGCGGUGAUUCGUAGCGGAGAGGGUGAAGUGGUGGUGUCUUGUGCAUCGCAAGGACCCGCGCCACCGCCAUUGCCGUCACGACCAGAGCAGCCAGCGAGAGAAGGUGCGGUGUCUUCACACGUACCCUAUAUGCCCCCGCCCGCGCAUCAACCACUGAUCGAGCAGUGCAUCUCAAGCGCACAUGCCCACCGCGGCAGCGACGGCGGCGAGCGCGCUGGUGCGAUCCCUACCCUGCUUCUUCUUGCGAACGGUCUUCCUCCACGGCGCCAGCGCCGGGGCUCACCUCCUCCUCGCGCUCGCCGUCUCGGGGAGGUGGCUCUUCGCGGGCCCCGGGAAGGAUGGCGACAUAGCAGUGGGGAGAGCCACCAACGGGGUGGGCGGAUUCCGGCGCUACGUGGGGGCGGCCCGCUGCACCGCGUGGGCUAUGGCGGCGUUCGACCUCCUCCUCGCCGCGUACUCUUCCUACCUGGACAGCGGCACCGGGUGGCCGCUCGACGCGCUGGCGGACCAGGCGGAUGCCGCGGCCCGCGCGGCGGCGUGGCUCCUGCUCGCGGCGUACCUGCAGUUUGAGUUCGGUCGCCGACGCCGUGAUGAGAAGAGGUUCCCCGCGCCGCUCAAGCUCUGGUGGGCGCUCUUCCUGCUGAUCUCGCUCCUCACUGCCGCCGUCCACGCCGCCACAAGCCUCGACGGGCUCCCCGUGCCCGCCCAUUCGUGGGCGCUCGACUUCCUCUCGGUCCUCGCAGCAGUGCUACUUCUCGUCGCCGGGUCAUUGGGCGAGAGGGGAACAGGCGGUUCUGCUUCCGAGGAGCCUCUUCUCGAUCUCACAAGCGAACCGGCAGGCGAGAACAGCAGCGCCUAUGCCGGCUCCACGUUCACUGGCGCCGGCUUCCUCAGCGCCCUCACCAUCGCAGACAAUGUGGCCGGUCUGCUGCCGUCGUUCAAGACCAAUCUCGAUGCGCUCACAGGCAACGGCACUACUGGUCGGCGGGAGGUGACGGCGUUCAAGCUCGCCAAGGCCUUGGUGCGCACCUUGCGGUGGCACGUGGCGGUGACCGCGCUCUGCGCGCUGGUCUACAACGUGGCCACCUACGUCGGCCCGUACCUCAUAGACUCCCUGGUGCGGUACCUCAACGGCGACGAGAGAUAUGCGACAAAGGGGCAGCUCCUUGUCCUCACCUUCGUUGCAGCCAAGGUGUUCGAGUGUUUGUCGCAACAGCACAGCUGCUUCCGGCUGCAGCAAGCCAGGAUACGCGGGCGGUCUGCCCUCGUCGCCGUCGUGUACGAGAAAGGGCUGGCACUGUCCAGCCGUUCGAGGCAGGUCCGCUCGAGCGGCGAGAUGAUCAACAUCAUCAGCGUUGACGCCGACCGCGUCGGGAACUUCUCGUGGUACAUUCAUGACCUCUGGUUGGUGCCGCUGCAAGUAGGCAUGGCGCUAUUCAUCCUCUACUCCACUCUAGUUCUUGCCUCCCUGGCCGCGCUCGGCGCCACCGUGGUCGUCAUGCUCCUCAAUGUGCCUCCAGGGAAAGUUCAGGAGAAAUUCCAGCGGAAGCUGAUGGAGUGCAAGGACGUUAGGAUGAAGGCGACGUCCGAGAUCCUACGCAACAUGAAGAUUCUUAAGCUGCAGGCGUGGGAAAUGAAGUUUUUGUCCAAGAUCAUCGGCCUGAGGAAGACGGAGACAAACUGGCUCAAGAAAUACCUUUACACCUCGACCAUGGUCACCUUCGUGCUCUGGAGUGCCCCGACCUUCAUCGCUGUGGUUACCUUCGGAGCAUGCAUGCUCAUGGGGAUACCGUUGGAGUCAGGGAAGGUGCUGUCUGCAUUGGCCACGUUCCGGGUGUUGCAAGAACCCAUAUACAGCCUCCCAGACAGGAUUUCAGCGACGAUUCAGACCAAGGUGUCCCUUGACAGGAUAGCCUCCUUCCUGUGCCUUGAGGAGUUGCCAACAGAUGCUGUGCAGAGGCUGCCAAGUGGCAUCUCUGAUAUGGCGAUCGAGGUCAGCAAUGGGUGCUUCUCUUGGGAGGCCUCACCUGAAUUGCCAACACUGAAGGACCUGAAUUUUCAAGUUUGGCAAGGUAUGCACGUCGCACUGUGUGGGACGGUCAGCUCUGGAAAGUCAAGUCUGCUCUCUUGCAUUCUUGGUGAGGUUCCGAAGCUAUCAGGGAUGGUCAGGACUUGCGGGACAAUGGCAUAUGUCACCCAGUCGGCGUGGAUACAGAGCUGCAAAGUUCAGGAGAAUAUACUGUUUGGCAGGCAGAUGGAUAUUGAAAAGUAUGACAAGGUCCUCGAGUCGUCUUUGCUCAAGAAAGACUUGGAGAACUUUCCAUUCGGUGACCAGACUGUAAUAGGGGAGCAAGGCAUCAAUCUUAGUGGUGGGCAGAAGCAAAGAAUUCAGAUUGCCCGAGCUCUGUACCAGGAUGCUGACGUGUAUUUGUUCGACGAUCCUUUCAGUGCAGUUGAUGCUCAUACAGGAUCCCACCUUUUCAAGGAAUGCUUGCUUGGGGCUUUGGCUUCAAAAACAGUGGUCUAUGUCACUCAUCAGGUUGAAUUUUUACCUGCAGCUGAUCUUAUUCUGGUAAUUAAAGAUGGGAGGAUAGCACAAGCAGGCAGAUACAACGAAAUACUUGGUUCAGGGCAAGAGUUCAUGGAACUGGUUGGUGCUCACCAGGAUGCUCUUGCAGCAUUCGACGCAAUCGAUGGUGCGAAUGGAGCCAAUGAGGCUUUCGCUUCUGGUGGCACGGCAACGGCAAUCCUGUCCAGAUCACUGUCAUCAGCUGAGAAAGAACACAUUGGCAAUGUUGAAAGUGGGCAGCUGGUGCAGGAAGAAGAAAGGGAGAGAGGCAGGGUGGGGUUCUGGGUCUACUGGAAGUACCUCACCUUAGCUUAUGGAGGAGCUCUUGUACCAUUUAUGUUGUCCGCGCAGAUACUUUUUGAAGCACUUCAUAUCGCAAGCAAUUACUGGAUGGCCUGGGCAGCUCCUGUGUCCAAAAACAUCGAGGGUCCGGUGAGCAUGUCAAGACUGAUCUACGUCUAUGUCACGCUAGCUCUUGGGAGCUCGCUGUGCCUCCUUGUGAGAGCACUGUUUCUUGUGUCAGCUGCAUACAGGGCAGCAACUCUAUUGUUUAACAAGAUGCAUGUGUCCAUAUUCAGAGCUCCAAUGUCUUUCUUCGAUUCCACUCCAAGUGGGCGCAUCUUGAACAGGGCUUCAACUGAUCAAAGCCAAGUGGACACCAGCAUUGCGAACAAGAUGGGUUCUAUUGCGUUUUCCAUCAUACAACUUGUUGGAACUGUUGCUGUAAUGUCUCAGGUUGCAUGGCAGGUCUUUGCUGUUUUCAUUCCUGUAAUUGCUGUCUGCUUCUGGUAUCAGCGCUACUACAUUGAUACAGCUAGAGAGUUGCAAAGGUUGGUAGGGGUUUGCAAAGCUCCUAUCAUACAACAUUUUGUAGAAUCAAUAAGUGGAUCAACAACCAUCAGAAGCUUCUGCAAGGAAAAUCAGUUUAUAUCUACUAAUAGCAUGCUAAUGGAUACUUACUCUCGACCGAAGUUCUAUAAUGCUGGAGCAAUGGAGUGGCUUUGCUUCCGCAUGGAUAUGCUGUCAUCCCUUACAUUUGCCUUCUGUUUGGUAUUUUUGAUCAAUCUGCCAACUGGUCUCAUCAAUCCAGGACUUGCCGGGCUUGCAGUCACAUAUGGGCUUAAUCUGAACAUAAUGCAAGUAACGCUUGUAUCAAGCAUGUGCAAUUUGGAGAACAAGAUCAUCUCAGUCGAGAGGAUUUUGCAAUACCUACAGAUUUCUGAAGAGCCCCCUCUUUCCACACCAGAAAAUAAGUUGACUCAUAACUGGCCAUCAGAGGGGGAAAUUCAGCUCAAUAACCUCCAUGUGAAAUAUGCUCCACAACUACCAUUUAUUCUGAAGGGUCUUACGGUCACUUUUCCCGGAGGCAUGAAGACAGGUAUUGUUGGUAGAACAGGCAGUGGUAAAUCAACUCUCAUCCAGUCCCUUUUCCGUAUCAUGGAUCCUACUGUGGGUCAGAUACUAGUAGAUGGCGUCGAUAUUUGCACCAUUGGGUUGCAUGAUCUUAGAUCUAGACUGAGCAUCAUCCCGCAAGAGCCAACGAUGUUCGAGGGAACAGUGAGAAACAACAUUGACCCUCUUGGAGAGUACACUGACAAUCAAAUCUGGGAGGCCUUGGAUCACUGUCAGUUAGGAGAUGAAGUUAGGAAGAAGGAUCUGAAACUUGACUCGCUAGUGAUAGAGAAUGGAGAGAACUGGAGCAUGGGCCAGCGUCAGCUGGUCUGUCUUGGUAUGGUGAUUCUGAAACGAACCAAGAUACUGGUUCUGGACGAAGCCACUGCUUCAGUGGACACCGCAACAGAUAAUUUGAUCCAGAGGACACUACGGCAGCAAUUUUCGGGGGUGACUGUCAUCACGAUUGCGCACCGAAUCACCUCCGUCCUUGACAGCGACAUUGUUUUGCUUCUUGACAACGGCUUGGCCGUGGAGCACGAAACGCCAGCCAAAUUGCUGGAGGACAGGUCGUCUCGGUUCUCACAGCUCGUAGCAGAAUACAAGAUGAGGUCGACGUGAAAAGCUCACUGAUUCUGUCAUGAGAUGAAUAACUCGACACCUGAAAACGAAGAUAGAAACAAUGAACUCAAACAAAUAAAUUUUGUCUUAAAUAUUGGAAUGGGGCGUGCGGACGCGUACCCCCUAACACAAAUUACGACGUCCAUUCUCCCGCUCGGGGAGAUGGUAGGCUAGCUGUCCACCCAAGUGCAAUGGAGGCUGCUAAUCUAGGCCAUGAGUCUUCUUGAUCGCACAUAGACCCCGUCCAGGUAUGUAAGGUUUACGGUGAUAGCUGAUGUCUUUUCAUAAUGUCCUUCGUCAUAGUUCUGGCUGUAAACCCGCGAUGCGAGACUAAACAAGACUCCUCCGUUGCCCUUACCAACAACGAGGUGCGUUGUGGGAUGUGCAACCACUUUGAUUCUGUUA